Molecule: messenger RNA, 1848 nt
Organism: Cottoperca gobio
Lineage: Eukaryota; Metazoa; Chordata; Actinopteri; Perciformes; Bovichtidae
Gene: arg1
Product: arginase 1
Exons: 8
Coding region: 46-1056 (336 amino acids)
Cellular component (GO): nucleus; cytoplasm; cytosol
Molecular function (GO): manganese ion binding; arginase activity
Source: RefSeq, a predicted model, not a curated record
CGGGGAGUAUUUAGGAGGCUCCUGUUGGUCGGAGUGUCAGUCAACAUGAGGAGCGCGAGGACACUGCAGCAGCUCGCGGCUGUUCCGAGGAGGAGUCUUCAUCACCGGUCAGCGGGGAUCAUCGGAGCCCCGUUCUGCAGGGGACAGCCUCGCGACGGAGUGGAGAGAGGACCGGACCUGAUCAGAGCUGCGGGGCUGCUGCAAAAACUGCACGAGCAAAGCUGUGCAGUGAAGGAUUAUGGGAACUUGGCGUUUGAGGACGUGGCGGACGACGAGCCGGUGGGGCGGGUGAAGCGUGCGCGGGCGGUGGGCAGCGCCAACCGGAGGCUGUCGGAGGCGGUGCGGGCCGUGAAGCAGGACGGACACACCUCAGUGAUGCUGGGAGGAGACCACAGUUUGGCGAUCGGUUCCAUUCACGGUCACUCAGCGGCGGUGGGAGAUCUGAGCGUCGUGUGGGUCGACGCCCACGCCGACAUCAACACGCCGCUGAGCUCCGACACCGGAAACAUCCACGGGCAGCCGGUGUCCUACCUGCUGCACGAGCUGCACGCAAAGAUUCCCGUCCUGCCAAACUUCUCGUGGAUCAAACCGUGCGUGUCGGCCAAGGAUCUCGUCUACAUCGGUCUGAGAGACGUCGAUCCAGCAGAGCAUUACAUCCUGAAGCUUCUGGGUGUGAAAGUGUUUUCCAUGUCGGAGGUGGAUCAACUCGGCGUAGCCAGAGUCAUGGAGGAGACCUGCGACUACCUCUCUGCCAAAGUGAAGAAACCGAUCCACUUGAGCUACGACAUCGACGCCAUCGACCCGUCUGUGACCCCGGCGACCGGGACGCCUGUGUCCGGAGGCCUCACCUACAGAGAGGGCCUCUACAUCGCUGAGCAAGUGGCUCAGACAGGUCUGCUGUCGGCGGUGGACAUGGUGGAGGUGAAUCCUCUGAGAGGUGAAACCGACCAGGACGUCCGGUCCACAGUCAACAUGGCGGUGGAUCUGCUGCUCGCCUGUUUCGGACGCCUCCGUGAAGGAAACCACUCGCCGGAUUACCGCCUGCCUGAGCCUUGACGCGGACGACGACGCCGGCUUCUCCAACUGCAUUGAUUGACACCUGAACGCCUCUGAUCACCUGCAGAACCUGAAGGGUUUUAACUUGAAGACCUCAGAUGAUUAAACUCCUGCACGCUCACCAAACCAAAGAAACAAAGGUGUUCCUGUGCAUGUAGCUUCCGCUCGCCGCUGCCUUUCAAAACACAAAUUAUAUCAGUUAUUGAUUUAUUAUUGUAGCAAUCAUUUCUUUAAAUCAAUUAUUUAGUCUAGAAUCUUUAGAAAAGAGUAAACGAGAACCGCUCAUCCAAUCAACCACACUGCUCUCCCUUAGGUCCUCAGACCUUGGCCGUGACACCGUCGUCCUAUUCCCCGCUAAUCUAAAAAUGGCCGUCGCUGCUGAUUUAUAUAAUUCCCCCCCCCGCAGCGGCCAUAAAGGGAACAUAGCUAGAGAUACAAAACUGUGUUUUGCAGUAGACUGUAAACAAGUUGAUUUCAACACGGGGGUCCGAGGGGAUCGACUCGCUUUUGGAGCCUCAAGUGGCCAUUCAAGGAACUGCGUUUUUUGGCGCUCGGCAGCAGCACGUACAGUUGGCUGUUAUAGCGCCACCAUCUGGCCCAACCCACACUGCACCCCCCGGGGUCCUCAGCAACACCGACGCCGAGCGGGAAGUCGAUCGGAUGAGCGGUUCUCGAGAUACACGACAGACAGAGAUUCAAAGUGAUCGUCAAUGAAUUGCUUGAGAUUGAAAUUAACAUAUUAUAACAAUGUUUUAAAAUCUGAAAAUGUAAUAAAAUAUGUUUUAUCCUGAA